Owenia fusiformis is the source of this 1086-nucleotide messenger RNA. Lineage: Eukaryota; Metazoa; Annelida; Polychaeta; Sabellida; Oweniidae. The record is from the annotation of a GenBank genome assembly.
GGUGCCGCCAUUGAAAAAUUGAAAGUCAUCGGAAACAAAAUUUUGAAAUUUGAUUGUUUUCUACUAUAUUCAGUGGAUAAUAAUCUAUAAAUUAUGCCUGGGGUAGAAGGACCAAAGGUUGCAAAGGUGGUUGUUCACCCUCUCGUGCUGCUGAGUGUAGUUGAUCACUUCAAUCGUAUGGGAAAAGUUGGAAAUGUAAAACGUGUGGUUGGUGUCCUUCUUGGUUCCAAUAGACAAGGGAUUCUAGAUGUAUCUAACAGUUUUGCAGUACCAUUUGAUGAGGAUGACAAAGACAAGACCGUGUGGUUCUUAGAUCAUGACUACCUGGAGAUGAUGUACACCAUGUUCAAGAAAGUCAAUGCUCGAGAGAGGAUUGUUGGUUGGUAUCACACAGGGCCAAAAUUGCAUGAGAAUGAUGUCCUCAUUAAUGAGGUUAUGAGGAGAUAUUGCCCCAACUCAAUUCUUGUGAUCAUUGAUGCCAAGCCUAAAGACAUUGGUCUGCCAACUGAAGCCUAUAUAGCAGUGGAAGAGGUCCAUGAUGAUGGCACCCCAACUACUAAGACAUUUGAACACGUUGCCAGUGAGAUUGGUGCUGAAGAAGCAGAGGAGGUCGGUGUGGAACAUUUAUUAAGAGAUAUCAAAGACACAACUGUAGGCUCACUAUCUCAGAGGGUGACCAACCAACUUCUUGGCUUGAAAGGGUUACACCAACAGAUACAAGGCAUCCACUCUUACCUUGAACAAGUCAUACAACAGAAGCUACCAAUUAACCAUCAAAUCAUAUAUCAGCUACAGGAUGUUUUCAACCUUCUACCUGACGUGAAUCUUACAGAGUUCGUGAAGAGCAUGUACGUGACAACCAAUGAUCAGAGGCUCGUGAUCUACCUCUCGUCUCUCAUUCGUUCAAUCAUCGUACUUCACAACCUCAUAGAUAACAAACUCUCCAAUAAGGAGGCAGAAAAGGGUGACGGUGAUUCCAAGAAAAAGGACGAUAAAACUAAGAAAGAUGAUAAAACUAAAAAAGACACUGAUGACAAAAAUAAAGAUGAUAAAAAAGAUGUGAAAAAGGAAGUUAAAAAGAAAUAA